Anguilla rostrata (American eel) is the source of this 3251-nucleotide messenger RNA. RefSeq names its product ectonucleoside triphosphate diphosphohydrolase 5a (gene entpd5a). The record is from RefSeq and is a predicted model, not a curated record. Bases 575 to 1873 code for a protein of 432 amino acids. NCBI's taxonomy places the organism in Eukaryota, Metazoa, Chordata, Actinopteri, Anguilliformes, Anguillidae. Gene Ontology annotation, molecular function: hydrolase activity. The transcript is spliced from 13 exons.
UUUAAUUAAAUGAAACCAUAAAAUCUAUUUUGAGACCAAUCCUGUAGUUCCAGUAAGCUAGCCAUUUGAUGUCCUGAUAUAUCCUCUUUUUUUCUUCUUUUUGGGGUAUCCUUGGCUCCAGUUUGCCUAAUUAAGAUUGAAAAGGGGAAAUUGUUGCCAGUUGCAAAAAAAAAUAAAAAUUGAAUGCUUCUGGUAGGCAGGUAUUUGAUAUCCAGCUUGUUUGCAAGGGGGAUGUUUAGAGGAAUUGGGAUGGAACGGCACAGGAUUGGUGGACGGCUUUUGUUGGUGUGGCUCCUUGCCAGGCCCUUAUGUCUUUAUAUACAGUAAACAGAUGACCAGACAGUCCUGAGUGCACUUUGGUAUCCACUCUGUGUGUCUUAUUCUCUCUCUCUCUUUCUCUUCCUCUCUCUCUCUCUCUGCUCGUCUCUUUUGUCACUCCUGUAGGCUGGUGCAGGCAGGUUGCAGCUCUCUGCUCCAGUGAUCGAGCCAAAACAAGAAAACGUACUUAGUCCCAGUUCAAAAAUAUUAGAAGCAGAAGUUUUCACAGAGACAGCAUUCCUCUUUGUGCGUAAAGAUGCGUGUGCAGAUAUUCAUCCUGUCGGUGGUGUCCCUGUGGGAUCUGGCGCAGAACUUCCGCGCAGAGGCAACGUUCAACAACCACGAGCAUUCCGCCAACAUGGAAAACCUCCUGCCCAGCGUCGCCCGGCCCAGCAACCGCAGCUACACUUUCUAUGGGAUCAUGUUUGAUGCCGGGAGCACCGGCACCCGUAUCCAUGUCUACACCUUCAUCCAGAAAGAUCCAGCUGAGCUGCCAGUUCUGGACAAUGAAAUGUACCAUGCAGUGAAGCCCGGAUUGUCUGCUUAUGCUGACAAGCCAAAUGUGGGUGGGGACACAAUUAGGCAGCUGCUGAAGUUGGCCAGGAAGACGGUGCCUCGCUCCGAGUGGAAGAAAACCCCAGUGGUCCUGAAAGCCACAGCGGGGCUUCGGCUGCUCCCCGCGGAGAAGGCGAAGGCGCUGCUGGACGAGGUCAAAGAGGUCUUCAACGAGUCCCCAUUUUUAGUACCGAACAACAGUGUAUCCUUAAUGAAUGGAAAAAAUGAAGGAGUCUUGGCUUGGGUAACAGUAAACUUUUUGACAGGACACUUGUAUUCGAAUACAAAAAGGACUGUGGGAAUCUUGGAUUUAGGAGGAGGUUCAACACAGAUCACUUUUCUCCCAAAAUCCAAGAAAACCAUCACUUCUGCCCCACCCAGUUACAUUGCUAGGAUGAACAUGUUCAAUGGCACUUAUGAACUGUACACUCACAGCUACCUCGGAAAUGGACUGGUAGCAGCUCGAUUGGCAACCCUUGGAGCUCUUGGUGCUGAUGGAUUAGACUGGAAAGUCUUCACAAGCUCGUGCUUGCCCAAGAAGUUCAGAGAGGACUGGACUUUUGGUGGGCUCACUUACAAAGUCAGUGGGAUCCCAGAUGGUUAUGCAGGGUACAAGCUCUGCUACUACGAGGUCAUGAGGGUUGUCAAGGGGAUUGUGCAUCAGCCGUUCGAGGUGAAGGGGAGCAGCAUUUUCUAUGCCUUCUCUUACUACUAUGACAGAGCCGUGGAGUCAGGUCUCAUUGAUGGCAACCGUGGUGGAGUUGUGGAAGUUAGGGAUUUCAAAAAGAGAGCAAAAGAAGUGUGCAAUAAAAUGACUAAGUACCGUCCCAUCAGCCCCUUCCUGUGUAUGGACAUGACAUAUAUCACCUGCUUGUUAAAGGAGGGCUUUGGCUUCAAGGACAGCACAGUACUUCAGCUCGCUAAGAAGGUGAACAAUGUUGAGACCAGCUGGGCUUUGGGCGCCACGUUCGACUACUUUCGCAACCUGAACAUCCACUGAGGACAGAAAGGGGUCACUGGCAUGGAGGUCAGAGGUCAUUGUUGCCUGGCCUUUGCCUCACCAACACCCAGGCUGCCUCGCACUGCGGUUUCAUGUAAAACAACCCAUCGCCCUCACCUUGCAACUCACAAAUAAUCUCAGAACUGUUGAUAAAGAAAUCACUAUAUUUUUUUAAGAAUGCCAGCUAUUUCUACUGUAUGUUCAGUCCAUGAUAAGUGCGUGAGUUUAUUUUUUUUUACACAAGCGUUUACAUUUAGCUUCUUUUGGGUCUCUAUCCUAAAACUCUGUCCUGGUAAUAUUACUCAUUAUUCAAAUCUUUUAUGGUACUAAGGGAAGAUUCUCACUGUGGUUUUAAAAGGCAAGAUAUGGACAUAAACUGUAAGACCCCAGUUUGUGUUUUUGUUUUGCAGUGAUUUUGUUGUUAUUUUAUUGUAAAAUUAUUUAUUAACCAAAAAGAAAACUUUGAAAAAAUAGUUCCAGAAACAUAAAUAGUAAUGUAUGCUUUGAAGUAGCUCUUGGUAAGGAUUGAUUAGACUAAAACAAAAUUAUAAUAUCUUUCAGAUACACCCCAACUGUUCUUGCUUAUUUCUUCCUGUUUUGCACGUUACACUUUAAUUGCAGAUACUGUACCUAAUGUUGCUUAUCGUCAGCGAAGGAGUUGUACAUAUUAAUUAAUAUUAUUGGGGAAGGGGGGUGGGGUGGGGGUGGGGCUUCAUGUUUGCCACAACUCAGGGGGCAAGGAAAGCAGAGACAGAAAGUGUUAUUUUCACUGAAUAUGUCUAAUAUUUGUUAUAUUUUGUAUGUAUUAUUAAGCCUAUGAUUCUAAGCUGUGCAUUAUCAAUGUGUGGCCAUACUUAGAACACAAUCCACUCUCAUGUACUUGGACAUGACUGACUUGGAAACUUUUCCAUGGUGAUGUUACCAUUCCUUAAAUGGGCAAAAUCACUGUUGCACUCCAUUGUCGAUGGAAGGAUCAAAUGCUGGUUUCAUUUGCAAAAAUCUGAUGUACAGUCUGGUGCUUAAACGUCUCAUUAACCUUCGUGAAAAUAUUUCAACAUAACUGCAAAAUAUUUAACUCUUUUUGGUGCAGAAAAUACACUUAAUAAUAAACUGUCAUUUUAAUUUGUUUUAUUAACUGUAAACAGUGCUGUUUUUCAGUUGUAUUUGUAAUUAUUUUACCUGAAAUGUUUUAAUUCUGCAAACAUUGAAGUAACAUCAAAGGGACUGGGUAUAGAAAAAUGUAUUUUUUUCAUAAUUUCUGUAAUUUUAUUUCUGUAAUCUAUUGACAAAACAAUCCUCUUGCUUUAUUGUGAACUGUAUAAAUGCAUAUAUAUAUAUAUAUAUAUAUUCUCUUUUAUUAAAACAUUUAACAUUUGUA